UGAAGGGGAGACUUGAUGCUCCAUUGCAUUGCACUGCGUAUAUGUUGAAUCCACACUACAGUUAUGUUGAUGAGUCCAUAUUUGAUGAUGGAAACAUCACCACAUCAUUCAUGGAUUGUGUUGAGACAUUUUACAGUGGCGAUGAUGACAAGCAAGAUCAGGUUGUGAAUUAUGAAUUUCAGAAGUUUCAAAAGAGAGAAGGCGCCUUUGGGAAGAAACUUGCAAGGACUUGUCAAAACUUCGAUUAUAAUCCUGUUGCUUGGUGGAGAAUGUAUGGAGUUGACACACCAAAUUUACAAAAAAUGGCUAUGAGGAUUCUUUCAUUGACCUCAAGUUCUUCUGGCUGUGAGAGAAACUGGAGUACUUUUGAAUACAUACCAAGAGAAGGAAUAGACUUACAACAGAUCGUCUCAAUCAAUUGGUGUACAUACAAUUCAACUCAAGGUUGUUGUCCAAGAAGAAGAAGAUAAAGGAA
Linum tenue is the source of this 475-nucleotide messenger RNA. The record is from the annotation of a GenBank genome assembly. Lineage: Eukaryota; Viridiplantae; Streptophyta; Magnoliopsida; Malpighiales; Linaceae.